UUUAAUCAGCGAUUGGAAAAAUAACAGGUAGCCUUGUCUGUCCGCCUCUCGCACCCAUAGACACCCAGGAGAGAAGAGAGAGAGAGGAAAACAAAUAAAUAAAGAAAAAACACAAUAAACCCUUUAUUGACGCUGCUGGUUGGCGUGUUUUUUUUUUUUCUUGUUGCGGCCGACUAGACAGACAGUCCUCGGGCUCCAAAACAGCCGGGGUUGAAACGCAACGUGUUUUUGUUACUGAGUGUCACCGCAGUCGGGCUGUGUGUGUCUCCAUGAACCGGGCUGCUUUAACGGGGCUGCAGUCAGCCCGUCUCCCCGCCUCUGGACAGCUGAUCGCCGCCUGAGAAUUUAGACCCAUCCGGAGACGACACCGUGGAUAUGGAAUGGUGCAUGCCGCUGGGCCAAGUUUUCAGCCUCUGAAAAACACCGGAAUCAUGGACAGUCAUCCGCUGUGCACCAGACUUUGUCCACACGCUCUGGACAAAGAAGAUGGCGUCGAGAGACAAGGUCCGGUCACGCUCAACCCUCGGCACAUGAGGAAGGCGUUCAAAGUCAUGAACGAGCUGCGCAGCCAGAGCUUGUUGUGCGAUGUGACCAUAGUGGCGGAGGACGUAGAGAUCGCCGCUCACAGGGUGGUUCUGGCUGCUGGGAGUCCCUACUUCCACGCCAUGUUCACAGGUGAGAUGGCAGAGAGCCGGGCGAAGCGAGUGAGGAUAAAAGAGAUGGAUGGUUGGACUCUGGGCCUGCUGGUCGACUACAUCUACACAGCAGAGAUACAAGUCACAGAGGAUAACGUCCAGGCAUUGCUGCCUGCAGCCGGCCUGCUCCAGCUGAACGAGGUGAAAAAAGCUUGUUGUGAGUUCCUGAGCUCUCAGCUUCAUCCAUCCAACUGUCUGGGGAUACGAGCUUUCGCUGACCUACACGCCUGCUCUCAGCUCCUCACACAGGCCAACAGCUACGCAGAGCAACAUUUCACGGAGGUGGUUGGGAGUGAAGAGUUCCUCAAUUUGGGCAUGGAGCAGGUGUCCAGCCUGAUCGCCAGCGACAAGCUCACCAUCCCCACAGAGGAGAAGGUGUUUGAGGCGGUGAUCGCUUGGGUCAACCACGAUAAAGACGUCCGGCAGGAACACUUGGCUCACCUGAUGGAACACGUUCGCCUGCCGCUUCUCUCCAGAGAAUACCUGGUGCAGCGGGUGGAGGAGGAGUCUCUGAUCAAGAACAGCAGUGCGUGUAAAGACUACCUCAUCGAGGCCAUGAAGUACCACCUGCUGCCCGCUGACCAGAGAGCUCUGAUGAAAACUGCACGCACACGCAUGAGGACUCCAGCCUGCUGUCCAAAGGUGAUGGUUGUGGUUGGAGGCCAGGCUCCCAAAGCCAUCCGCAGUGUUGAAUGUUAUGACUUUGAGGAGCAGCGGUGGUACCAGGUGGCCGAACUCCCGACCAGGAGGUGCAGAGCAGGUGUGGUGUACGUGGGUGGGUGUGUUUAUGCAGUUGGUGGUUUCAACGGUUCUCUACGUGUCCGGACGGUCGACUGUUACGACCCCAUGAUGGACCGCUGGACGAGCGUGAGCAGCAUGCAGGACCGUCGCUCAACGCUCGGGGCUGCUGUGCUCAACGGACUCCUGUACGCUGUGGGGGGGUUCGACGGCAGCACAGGUCUGUCGACAAUCGAGGCGUACAACGCGAAGACAGACGAGUGGUUCCAUGUGUUACCCAUGAGUACCCGACGAAGCAGUGUAGGAGUCGGUGUUGUCAAUGGGAUCCUGUAUGCAGUCGGUGGCUAUGAUGGUGCAACCAGACAAUGUCUUAGUACAGUAGAAGCUUACAACCCUAAAAGCAACGCGUGGAGCUACAUCGCAGAGAUGGGCACGAGACGCAGUGGAGCAGGUGUAGGUGUGUUGAAAGGUUUACUGUACGCUGUCGGGGGUCAUGAUGGUCCUCUGGUGAGGAAGAGCUGUGAAGUUUAUGACCCGGCCUCUAACAGCUGGCGGCAGGUAGCAGACAUGAACAUGUGUCGACGCAACGCAGGUGUGUGUGCUGUAAACAACAUACUGUAUGUGGUGGGAGGAGACGACGGCAGCUGCAAUCUGGCUUCUGUUGAGUUCUACAAUCCAAACUCAGACAAGUGGACACUACUGCCGACCUGCAUGAGCACAGGACGCAGUUAUGCAGGUGUGACUGUGAUUGACAAGCCGUUAUGACUGCUCUUGACACUCGCCACUGAUUUGAAGCAGAACGUAUUCCCCUGCUGAAUACUGAUCUUGGAUCUGUCUAUGACGCCGAUGCUUGGAUGUUGGUCAGCAUUGGCACGGGCACUGACGAAGAUGAAGAAAAAUGACGAGAAUGUUGUUGAGGAUGAUGACGACGCUGAAGAUUUUUUUGCACUUACCUGAAAGGGGGAGCUGUAACAAACGGGGGGGAAUCGAACCCGUGUUUUAAUCCCCUCCUGGCAGGACUGCCGCUGGCGACUGGACAAAGCAGUUUGAAGCGCCGCUGCAGUGUCAUUGAAACGCUGCUGAUAUGAAGCUACUUUAAUCGCAAAGCUACUUUAACAUUAGUAAUGUUAACAUGAACCGGCUCUGAGAGAGACCACUGAUCCAAUCUAUGGGAGAGGGAGACAGAGAAGGACCAUUUGGGACUGAAAUCUUUGUUUCUCCUUUGUUUUUAUCGUGAUGUGUGUGUGAGUGCGUGUGUGAGUCAGUGUGUGUGUGUGUGUGUGUGUGUGUGUGUGUGUGUGAGCGCUUGCAUUUAAAGGUGCUCCUUUGCUUGCACAUGUGAGCAUGAGUGUUUGUGUGCAUCUGGGUCUCUUGUGUGGUGACGCCCGGUCCGACGCCGCAUGAACGCACUCUGUCUGACCUCUGACCUUUUACAGUGUUGCAGUGUGGCUGUUCAAGAGUGCCUGAAUGUCAAGUUACGCCCCUCCUCUUCUUCUUCCCCCUCUGUUAUGCCUUGAGUACUGUUACUGGACAGAGCGCAGCUGCUCCGGGACACGUUUGAGAACUGACUCCAAAUCUGUGAUGAUGUGUCAGUUGCGUCGGCCCGCAUGAAUUCAGAGAAGCGACGUGAGAAGCAUUUGCAGAAAAUGUACAUUUCCUUUAAAAAAUAAAUUUAAAAAAAAGCAGACUUUAACUCGAACACUAAGCUUCUGGUGAAGGAGAGGAGUCAUUCAUGUUGCCAAAAACAGUGAUAGACAGAGGGGGAAGCUGUUGGAGGUGAAAAACAGCUGGAUGUAUCAGUGCUUUACUGUCACCCCGGCAGCCAUCUUUGUUGUGGUUGUAACCACUAAUGACAACAACAGCCUGAAGUCCCUGCAUGGUCCCUAAACUUCAAACCUCCUAUCCUUCAACAGUUCCCUCUUCCUCCUCCUUCGGUGUAGCAACCCUAUUAACUACUGCACACCCUGACGUACUAUGAAUGUGCCAAUUUUAAUAUGUCUCUUCAUUUCUGUCUCUCUUUACUACUUUACUAAUCUGUUCUCUCUUUCUGGAAAGUGACCAAACCUACUCUUGAUUUUCUGUUCCUCUUUCUCUUCCCUACUCCUCCUAUAUUGAAAAAAAAUAAUGCUCUAAAAGUAACUGGUAUCGCUGUUUUCUUGUCAGUGUAUUGAGGAAUGUCCCGUAGGCUAAUGACUUUGAAAAUGUUUCAUUACUUGUUUUAUAUUAUCAUUAAUAAAUAUGCUUCUUGUAUUUAAAGCUGUGAAAUGACAUAAUCUGUUUUUAAAAC
This is a messenger RNA of Anoplopoma fimbria (sablefish), 3720 nucleotides long. RefSeq names its product kelch-like family member 2 (gene klhl2). Lineage: Eukaryota; Metazoa; Chordata; Actinopteri; Perciformes; Anoplopomatidae. Gene Ontology annotation, molecular function: protein binding. The record is from RefSeq and is a predicted model, not a curated record. The transcript has 15 exons. Bases 381 to 2198 code for a protein of 605 amino acids.